Messenger RNA from Penicillium argentinense, 1179 nucleotides. RefSeq lists its product as uncharacterized. The record is from RefSeq and is a predicted model, not a curated record. Bases 1 to 1179 code for a protein of 392 amino acids. The transcript has a single exon. NCBI's taxonomy places the organism in Eukaryota, Fungi, Ascomycota, Eurotiomycetes, Eurotiales, Aspergillaceae.
AUGGAGGCUCCUUCGCGUCUUUCGACCUGCAACGGCAGCCGAAAGGCCUGCCAUUCGUUUGCAGGCGAAACUCGUCUUACCUCAUUCCUUCAACGCCGCUGGUCGCGUCCUGGCCAGUCCCGCCGACUAUUGCAAGUCCCUGGGCCUUUCUACCACGGCCUCUUAAUUUUAAUUCUUAUUCUCUGUUUUUCGCCUAUAGCAGCUCUAGCGCAGCCUGCAGUUGCGUCGAACCAUCUGGCAGAUUUCUUACGAUCGGCUCCAGUUUCACAUGGAGAGACUUUUGCGAGUGGUCUCCAACGGGGAUCUUCACCACUCCAGUUUCGUGGUGUACCAGCAGAUGGGGUUGGUCGCGACGAUGCGGCCAAAGGAAACGAUACAAAGAAUGACGGCGCUUUGCUACUGCGACGGACUGUAACUGCGGAUUCCAACUCAUCCUCGGACAUGCCGACCCCGUUCGAUACCAUUUCUUAUAAUUUCGCCAACCAGAGCUGCACGACCUUCUUUACCAAUUUUCUCUCCAACUCCACGAUAACCGAUUGUCACGCCGUUUCGCUGCUCCUCGAGAACUCUAAUUCCUUCUUUCACACGUUGGCUUCUGCUGCGGCCACUUCACGCGUCCUCGACAUAACCUGCUCCCAGCCGGUCGCCAAAUGCGCGUCGAUCCUGACAUCCCUGGCGAGUGAAAUGAUCAAGAACGAAAAUUGUGGCCAGGACUAUAACUCGGGCAACUCCGUGGUGCAGAGCACGUAUGAGGACCUGAUGGCAUACGAGCCCGUUUACCGCGCGUCAUGCUUGACUAACCCCGACACCAAGAACUACUGCUUUGUUGACGUGGUACAAAAUUCAACGGCGCCGAAUGACUAUAAUGUCUAUUUUGUCCCGCUGGGCUCAACCCUCACCAAGUCCGGUACUCUGACUUGCAAUCAGUGUUUGCAGGCAACCAUGGAUAUCUUUGCGCACUGGGCUACCGUCAACGGCCAAUCUCUCGAUACUACCUAUGUUCCAUCCGCGAAGGUCGUCAAUAGCUAUUGCGGCGCCGGAUUCUCGAAUGCCAAUGUCACUGUCGGCUCUGACACAGUCACGGCUGGUGCUGGGCGGAGUGUACGUCUGCCCGAUGUACGAUUCGCCGUCUCUUUAUUCGGUCUAUUCCUGGGAGUCGUACUUACAGGGAUUUUCUGA